CACCAUCCAGCCUCUUCUUGCAUCGCCGUUUCCAAACAUCCCAAACUAAAUCCUUCAAGAUGGGAUCCCAAGCCAAUGAAGCACCAGAAUCUGUGCCUCUCGAACCCAUCGAAAACCCAGCAGCAAAAGACGCACCUUACUACACCCCAUCCCAAUCCCCCCCUGCCGGCACAGCCAUCCUCCCAUCAUCAUCAACCACCACCACCUCCUCCCCUCUCCCCAAACUCUUCACCCCCUUCACAAUCCGCGCCCUCACCCUCCAAAACCGCCUCUUCCUCGCCCCCCUCUGCCAAUACUCCGCCGACCCCGCCGCCGGAAACCUCGCAACAGACUGGCACCUAACCCACCUAGGCGGCAUCCUCCAACGCGGACCCGGCCUCGCCCUCAUGGAAUGCACCGCCGUCGUACCGGAAGGCCGCAUCACCCCACAAGACCUAGGCCUCUGGUCCGACGCCCAGAUUCCGCCCCUCCGCCGCAUCACCGCCUUCGCGCACGCCCAAGGACAGAAAAUCGGUAUCCAACUAAGCCACGCCGGCCGGAAAGCGAGUACCGUCGCGCCCUUUAUCCACGCCAACGCAACCUCGUCGAAAGAAGUAGGCGGCUGGCCGGAUAACGUCUACGCCCCCUCCGCCCUCCGCUUCAACGAAGCAUACCCCCUCCCGAAAGCCCUCAGCCUCGCGCAAAUCGAAGACGUCAAGACUGCCUUUGUAGACGCGGCCCUGCGCGCAGUACAGGCCGGCUUCGACGUUGUCGAGAUCCACGCCGCGCACGGGUACCUCCUCCACCAAUUCCUCAGCCCCAUCUCCAACAUCCGCACCGACGCCUACGGCAGCGGCUCCUUUGAAGACCGCACCCGCCUGGUCCUCGAAAUUCUCGACCUCGUGCGGGCAGCGAUCCCGAAAGGCAUGCCGCUUCUUGUGCGCAUCAGCGCGACGGAUUGGUUCGAUGACAGGACGGACUUGGUCCCGCGCAGCUGGACGCUCGCGGACUCGUGUCGGCUUGCGCCGCUUCUGGCGGAUCGGGGCGUCGAUUUGCUGGAUGUGAGUUCGGGGGGGAUUCAUCCGCUGCAGGCGACGAGCAUUAAGGGCGGGCCGGGGUACCAGGCUGAGUUUGCAAAGGAGAUUAAAAGGGUUGUGGGGGAGAGGAUGGUUGUGUCGGCUGUGGGUGGGAUUAGCACGGGUACCAUGGCGGAGGGGCUCCUUCAGGAGGGGUUGGAUGUGGUGAUGUGUGGGAGGUGGUUCCAGAAGAAUCCUGGGUUGGUGUAUGCGUAUGCUGAUGAGUUGGGUGUCGAGGUGAAGAUGGCGAAGCAGAUUGGAUGGGGGUUCAGUGGGCGUGGAAAGGGGAAGAAGUUGAGUGAUGGAGUAGAUGCGUAGAGACUAAGGUGGAAGAUUGAGGCUUGACGUUUUGGGAGUUGAUGCGAAUCCAAAUCUACUACUGAGCAAGGGCCGAUGGGUAUGAGAUGUUUCUCCAAAAACAAAACUUUUUCAAAUAGCAAUCAACAUGAGCUUGGGU
Messenger RNA from Colletotrichum godetiae, 1512 nucleotides. RefSeq lists its product as uncharacterized. Gene Ontology annotation, molecular function: FMN binding; NADPH dehydrogenase activity; NADP binding. The record is from RefSeq and is a predicted model, not a curated record. The transcript has a single exon. NCBI's taxonomy places the organism in Eukaryota, Fungi, Ascomycota, Sordariomycetes, Glomerellales, Glomerellaceae. Bases 60 to 1373 code for a protein of 437 amino acids. Gene Ontology annotation, cellular component: intracellular anatomical structure.